CCAUCCGACUAUCUGCGGUUUUUAGUACCCAGAAUACCUCGAAGGGGUGAAUCGAGGUGCACUAAGUACGAAAGUUUGCACAUGUAUGGAGGUCGAUUUUAUCGACACAAAUUGCCUAUGGUAAAAUGAGUUCAAAAUCAAUGGAUGUUGAUGAGAUAUUAACACAGAUAGGAGGAUAUGGUUAUUUUCAAAAGAGACAAACACUGAUUUUAGGUUUAGUGAUAUUCGUACUCACGUUUCAACCUCUUAUCAUGGUGUUCAUUGGUGCCGAAGUACCUUGGAGGUGCACGUCCAAUUCCACAUGUAGACAUAACGGUACUAUUGAACCAACCAACAGUCAUUAUGAGGACCGAUGUAAACUUAACCGGACUGAUUGGCAAUAUGUUGAUAAAUUUACGUCCAUUACGAGUGAGUGGGACCUUAUUUGUGGCAGAGAGGUUUAUGCAAGUUUAUCUCAAUCUAUCUUGUUUAUUGGUUGGAUACCUGGAGCAUUCUUAAUUGGUAGGCUGUCUGAUAGAUUUGGUAGAACAAAAGUUCUAUUUCCUGCAGCUGCAGUUGUCGCUGUUUCAGCUUUGGCAUCAUCCUUUACCCAUGUUUUAUGGCUAUUUUUGCUUCUACGAGCCACAAUUGGGUUCUUUCAAGGUGGGACAUUUGUAAUACUUUAUGUGCUCAGCACAGAGUUUGUUGGUCCAGAGCAUAGGAGCUUAGCAGGGACAUUGAAUUGGGUAUUUUUCUGCGUAUCAUUAAUGGUUCUUGAUGGACUUGCUUAUGGUAUUAGGAACUGGAGACAUCUAUCUAUAGCUACAUCGGCACCAGCUCUUCCAUUGAUUUUAUUGUGGUGGUGGGUCCCGGAAUCAUCAAGAUGGAAUUUACUUCACAACAAAGAAAAGGAAGCCAGGAAGACAUUUGCUAUGAUUGCUAAAUUGAAUAAUAAGAGUCUUGAAAUAGACCAUUUAGCUGAUAAUAACAUUGAAGAGAAAAAUGAUGAAGAACCUGGGGGAAUUAUUGAUCUUUUCCGUCCAAAACAACAACUCAUGAAAACAGUUAUACUUUGGGUUGCUUGGUUCACCAAUUCAAUGGUUUAUUAUGGUGUCACAUUAAGUUCAGGUGCACUAGGUGGAAGUCUUUACCUUAACUUCUUCUUGACAUCUCUAGUAGAGCUACCAGCAAACUUCUUUGCUAUUUGGUUCAUGGAUCAAUAUAAAUGUAAACUUUUUGGAUUAUUUGGAAGAAAACGUGCACUGGUGUUAGGGCUUGUAUUAGCUUCUAUCUUUUGCGUGGUUGUUUCAGUGGUGCCACAAACAGAAGGAAAUAUAGGCUUUCAAGCUAUCAAAAUAUUAGCAGCUGUCCUUGGAAAAUUCUCCAUAUCUAUCUCAUUUUGUACAAUCUAUGUUGCAUCUGUUGAAGUUCUUCCAACCAUCAUAAGAAAUGUAGGUCUUGGAAGCAUGGCUGCCUUUGAUCAGUUUGGUGCUUCCAUUGCUCCUUUUGUAGUUUUAUUGAACAAAACUCAUCCUGUUCUGCCCUUUGUAUUAAUGGCUCUGACCGCAUUUGUGGCUGGUUUUCUUAGCUGGCUGGUUCUUCCUGAAACUCUUGGUCAACAUACAUUAGAAACUCUGGCAGAUAGAAAUAGUGAAGAUAAACAGGCAGGUUUAGCUCAGGAAACUGAAACGAUGGACUAUCAAUUUUAAUAUAUUUUGCUAUAUUUCAUUAAACCUCUUGUUCCUUAAAUUAACAUAUCAUUACAGGUGAGUUCAGCACCAAGGAAAGGGUCGUAACACAACUUUUGAAUGGGCUUGGGUUUUUUUAAGUAUUCUGGUUUUCUGGCGGAGUUUUAAAGAGACUCAGGAACAUGCUGCCUAAAAGGUGUAAAAUGACAACAUACAAAACUGUUAUUCUCCCUCAAUUAACUUGCUGUCACUCUAUAUGGAAUCUUUGUCAUAAAUCAGACUGCAGAAAGCUAUAUAGAUUGCAACAAAUAGGCUUAAAGGCUAAAAUCAAUAAAAAAUGGGUACAUGAUAACUUACUUAAACAAGCAAAAUUACCCACUCUAAAGAGUCGGUGUUUUCAUAACAUUGCAAAGCUUAUAUUUAUUAAGUCAAACAUGGACUGUAUUCUGAAAAUAUACAAAACCUGUUCACAAAAAAAACAACAAAUAGCUAUAUAAUAUAAUAUAGUUAAAUACGGAGAACAUACCAUAAGAUAUUUAGACCCUACUUUGUGGUCAAAAUUGGAUGAUAUGUUGCGGAACUUAGAAUUGUUUAAACAACAUAUUCAACACUAGGCCUUGAAACUUUUAUUAAAGAAACUCAAAAAAUGUUAUUUAUUCUUCAGUUAAAUCACUAAGAUUCAUCUUUAUCAAUUAUUAAAUGUGUAAAUAAUGUU
Molecule: messenger RNA, 2382 nt
Organism: Exaiptasia diaphana
Lineage: Eukaryota; Metazoa; Cnidaria; Anthozoa; Actiniaria; Aiptasiidae
Product: solute carrier family 22 member 15
Exons: 9
Coding region: 126-1688 (520 amino acids)
Biological process (GO): transmembrane transport
Cellular component (GO): membrane
Molecular function (GO): transmembrane transporter activity
Source: RefSeq, a predicted model, not a curated record